Diabrotica balteata is the source of this 1044-nucleotide messenger RNA. NCBI's taxonomy places the organism in Eukaryota, Metazoa, Arthropoda, Insecta, Coleoptera, Chrysomelidae. The record is from the annotation of a GenBank genome assembly.
AUGAUCGACAGUAAAAAAGAUAUGCGGACUUAUUUAAAAUACGAACUUGCACCUUUUUCAUUGUCACUUUUUACCGAAAAUGGUCUCAGGAAAAACGUUAAAUCUCAGCUCUACGAAUUAUUUGAGAGUACAAAUGGACCAACGCAUUCUGACGGCAUUGUGCGUGUCGUCGACGCUGGAUUUUUACUGCAAAUAGUAAUUUGGCAGAAAAAUGAAACGGUGGAAGAGAUCAUGAAUGUAUAUUUGCGCUAUGUAGAAAAACAUUAUACAGCAGGCAGCCAUUUCGUUUUUGACGGCUAUCCCGAAAUUGAAAAAUCAGUAACUGUGACACCAACACCAGCAUCUCAUUUAACUAAAAAAGGAGAACGUUGUCGUAGAAAAAGCUCAGACAAUAUUCUAAAGUUUCAUUAUCAAAACCAUGCUAAAAUACCAUUUUUGCAGGAAAAAUUUUUAUCAAACGAGAAAAACAAAGACAAAAUAAUCAAAAUGUUAAUGGAAAUCUUACAGUCACAAGGAUUUUUCUGUAAACAAGCAGAAGAAGAUGCUAAUGCUGAUAUAAUGUCAUUGUUGUGGGAUAAUACCUACCAUGCUGUCAAGAGCACAAAAACUAUACAACGCUGCUAUCAAAGGCUCAUUAUUAAGUCUUGUGAGGAACCACAAAAUAUUACCCCGACUAACUGCAAUGUGUUAUUAAAACCUAUCUGUACACAAAAUCAAGACGAAGAAGUAACUGAUAUUAUUUUCAAUCAAACAGUACAAGUCAAUGAAAAAGUUAUUUCUUGGCUCCGUAAUAAUGAAAUAUUUAAAAAUAGGAAUACUCAAAACUUAACAGAACUUACCAAUAUAGACAUAGAAAAUAUUCCAAUAGUAAUAGUGGCCAAUAAUAAACGAAGUGAUGAAUAUGUUCAAUCAGACGUUUUAAUUCAACAGGAUAAUUCUGUUUUAAAAACACAAAAAAUUGCAGAGCUUUGUACUAGUUUAGAGAGCAGAAAUGUAGUUGAAACAUCAGUUUCUAAUUCAAAAAACCAGAGUAGGGCGAUAUGA